AUGGAAACCAUGCAUGAGCUGAUCCCCUUCGCCAAAGAAAUGCUCAGCCAGAAGCCCAACAGGAAAAUGGUCAAGCUGUACAUGCUGGGCAGCGUGCUGGCUUUCUUUGGCGUGGUUAUUGGUCUGGUGGAGACAGUGUGCAGUCCUUUCACCUCGGACGGGAGGCUAGAGGAGGAGAAGCAGCCUGCCCCGACGCGAGAGCAAAUGCUUCCUCAGAAACAGGAGGAUUUGAUCUUGGAAAAGAGCAAGAAGCCGGUGGCGAUGCAGAGGGCCCUGGUGACCAGGCAGCACGCCUCCUAAGGAGCCCCGCGGCCGGAGCAGCGCCUGCUGAGCAACCAAGCACAAGAGACUCUGCUGUCCUGUUGUACCUGGUGGUGGGUUCCAGCAAGAAGAGAGAAGGGUUUGGCUGAAGGAGGAGACCGCAAGUGCAAGACUUGAAAGAAGCGAACGGUUUUAUUUGCUGCUGUGCAGCAGUGGGGAAAAAAUACCUUUUGUUGGUAUAAAAAUGUGCAAGACGCACAGCAUGGUUUCUUAU
Molecule: messenger RNA, 535 nt
Organism: Egretta garzetta (little egret)
Lineage: Eukaryota; Metazoa; Chordata; Aves; Pelecaniformes; Ardeidae
Gene: G0S2
Product: G0/G1 switch 2
Exons: 1
Coding region: 1-300 (99 amino acids)
Biological process (GO): positive regulation of extrinsic apoptotic signaling pathway
Cellular component (GO): mitochondrion
Source: RefSeq, a predicted model, not a curated record